AUGGCGGUCAGUGCCUGCUGGAUGAUGUCUCCUUGUGCUGCGAGAUCUGAAGAUGGUGGAGCGACACAUUGGUCGAUUCAUUUCUUGGUCGCAUCAAAUGGCAAUACCGUCUCAAUAUUUGAAGAUAAUGCUAGGGCGUUCCCCGGAGGCAACGCGCGGCACCCUCGCCCGAGCGUCGUGAGAAGUGGACAAGGGCUACCUGCCCAUGGACGAGGCAGGCGAAAGAAGCGAAUCCAACAACAACAACCACUACGAUUGGGUACCCUCAACAUCGGCACGAUAACAGGACGAAGCCGAGAAUUAGCCGACACACUCAAGACCCGCCGCAUCGACAUCGCGUGCAUCCAAGAAACCAAAUGGACUGGUGCAAAGGCAAGGGAUAUAGGCGAUGGAUUCAAGCUAUUCUACAACAGCAACAAGCCCCAAAAUGGUGUGGGAUUAGUGGUCAGCAAAAAGGCACGGGACAAUGUGGUCGAAGUGACUCGAAUAUCGGAUCGGCUCAUGUCACUCAAGAUCGACACGGGUGACAUCACCAUGCGAGUGAUCUCCUGCUACGCCCCCCAGACCAACUGCUUGAAAGCGGAUAAAGAAGAUUUCUGGGAAACUCGGAUCAACGCCACGUGGACAAAGUGGCGCCAAGUAACGGCCGUGCUGUGUGACCGCCGAAUACCUUACCACCUCAAGGCCAAGAUUUACAAGACUGUAGUCCGCCCAGUCGCCCUGUAUGGAUCGGAGUGUUGGCCAACCACCGCCAAGCAUGAGCAGGCCCUACACACGAUGGAAAUGCGAAUGCUGAGGUGGUGCCUAGGCCUCACGUGCUGGGACCAAGUCAUGAAUGAAGACGUCAGAAAACGCCUCGGCAUCGCACCAAUCAUGGAGAAAAUGCGCGAGGCACGGCUACGGUGGUAUGGACACGUUGUGUGCGCAGAUGACAACUCGGUAGCAAAAACGGCUAUGAGGCUUGAUCCUGGUGAUCAGCGUCCACGUGGCAGGCCGAAGAAGAGGUGGAUGGACAGAAUAAAGGAAGACAUGAAGAUCGUCAAUCUCGCCCCAGAAGAUGCCCUCGAUCGUGCCAAAUUAAGACGAAUUUGCAGAAAAGCGGACUCUGCCAAGCGGGAUAAAUGCUAG
Polypterus senegalus (gray bichir) is the source of this 1128-nucleotide messenger RNA. RefSeq lists its product as uncharacterized. Lineage: Eukaryota; Metazoa; Chordata; Cladistia; Polypteriformes; Polypteridae. The transcript has 3 exons. The record is from RefSeq and is a predicted model, not a curated record. The coding region runs from base 1 to 1128 and encodes 375 amino acids.